CUCAAAUCUCUCUUUCUCUCUCUCUCAUCUCAUUCUAUCUCACAGAAGAAGAAAGAGAGAGAGAGAGAUAGAAACCCUAAACAUCGUGCCCUUGAAGUUAAGAUAUCUUCAGUUUUGUAGGAAUUCAUUUUGCUUGCUUCACUGCCUUCUCUCUAUCAUUGUCUUCUUCCUCUUGCCUCUAACAGAAGCAAUACUUUCCGGCCUCCAAGGGCAAAGGAGAAAAAAGAAUCAUAUUGAUUUGUUUAAAGAAGAGUACGGAUAAUGGAGAUAGGCUCGUCGUCUACGGUGGCCGGUGGGGGACAGCUUUCGGUGCCUCCGGGUUUCCGGUUUCAUCCAACGGAAGAGGAGCUUCUAUAUUAUUACCUCAAGAAGAAGGUUUCUUAUGAACCAAUUGAUUUAGAUGUUAUUAGAGAAGUUGAUCUCAACAAGCUUGAACCUUGGGAACUUAAAGAGAAAUGCAGAAUCGGGUCGGGUCCUCAAAACGAGUGGUACUUCUUUAGCCACAAGGACAAGAAAUAUCCGACAGGGACCCGAACGAACCGGGCCACUGCAGCCGGGUUCUGGAAGGCUACUGGUAGAGACAAAUCGAUACAUUUAAACAGCUCCAAGAAGAUUGGACUUCGUAAGACUCUUGUCUUCUACACUGGUCGUGCUCCUCAUGGCCAAAAAACCGAAUGGAUCAUGCAUGAAUACCGCCUGGACGAUAACGAAAACGAAAUCCAGGAAGAUGGGUGGGUUGUAUGCAGAGUGUUCAAGAAGAAGAACCAUUUCAGAGGAUUUCACCAAGAACAAGAUCAAGAUAAUCAUCACCAUCACCAAUACGUAAGCACCAACAAUGAUCAUCAUCAUCACAUUGAAUCCAAUUCAAACAACCAUUCUUCAUUGAUCCCACAUCAUCUGGAUAAUCAUCAUCAUCACAUCGGAAGACAGAUUCACAUGCCAUUACAGGAUUUUGCAAACACUUUAAGCCAUGGCUCAAUGCAUCUCCCUCAGCUCUUCAGCCCUGACUCAGCUGCAGCGGCUGCGGCAGCAGCAGCAGCCCACCAACCUUUUGUGUCGUCAAUCAACACAACGGACAUUGAAUGCUCACAGAAUCUACUGAGGCUGACUUCUAAUAACAAUUAUGGUGGAGACUGGUCGUUUCUGGACAAGCUUCUCACUACGACCAACAACAUGAAUCAGCAAGUGCAGAACCAUCAAGCAAAAUGUUUUGGUGACUCGAGUAACAACGGUAAUAACGACCAGACUCAUGAUCUGGGUAACAACAAUGGUGGUGGCUCUUCUUCAUCUCCAGUUAAUCAAAGGUUCCCGUUUCACUACCUGGGAAACGACGCUAAUCUUCUCAAGUUCCCAAAGUAGAUCCAUCAGAUUUGAUUUGAUGGAUCUCAUGUUUUCGAUUUUACUCUCUUCUCCAAGCUGUGGAACUUGACACAGCAACCAACUCACUGUUCCAGAG
Thlaspi arvense is the source of this 1456-nucleotide messenger RNA. NCBI's taxonomy places the organism in Eukaryota, Viridiplantae, Streptophyta, Magnoliopsida, Brassicales, Brassicaceae. The record is from the annotation of a GenBank genome assembly.